CGGGGGGGAAUUUCCAUGCGGGUGGCAGGAUUUCCAUGCAGGCAGCAGGAUUUCCAUGUGGAGGCUGGAUCCGGGUUUGGGUCCCCCUGGGUGAUGAAGAGGAGCAGGAUGCACUGGUGGCUUGUCACCAUCCUGGGGGUGCUGAGCGGACCUGCCCCGGGCGCCGGGAGCUGCAGCGCCCCGGAGCAGGGCACAGCGGGAUGCCCGCCCGGAGAGGAGCCCAGCGGGGAUGCAGCGGGGACGUGCCGAGCCUGUCCCCCCGGCACCUUCUCGCUGGGGGACGCGUCCUGCGCCGCUCACACGCCGUGCCGCGCCGGGAACAGGGUCCUGGUGGCAGCGGGGACGGCGGCCAGCGACAGCCGCUGCGGAGCCUGCCUGCCGGGGUUUCACAGCCCCGGAGGGCAGAGGGAGCCCCGGGGCCGGUGCCUGCCCUGCGCCGCUGCUCCCCGCAGCACCCCGGGGUGCCCAGGCCGGCGGCGAGCCCGCAGCCCCGAAACGCCGGGCCGGGCACCGGGAACCAACGGGACACGCGUGGCCCUGCUGGGUGAGGAAGAGGAGGAGGAGGCAGCAGCAGCGCAGGCAGCCGUGCUGACCAUCGUCCCGGUCUUCUGUGCCAUGGGCUUGUUGGGAAUCCUGGUCUGCAACCUGCUGAAGAAGAAGGGUUAUCACUGCACCGCCAGCAAGGAGCCCCAGCCCGGCGGCACCGGUGCCAGCUCCAUCUACCAGCUGGAGGAUGCCAACGAGGACACCAUCGGGGUGCUGGUGCGGCUGAUCACCGAGAAGAAAGAAAAUGCAGCGGCGCUGGAGGAGCUGCUGAAGGAGCACCAGAGGCAGCAGCUGAUGCCACCGAGCUAUGCCCCCCUCAAUAAGCUGCACCUCCUGCCUCAGUUUCCCCCCGCCUGCCACCACCAGCAGCACCUGCACACGGUGCAGGGACCAGCCCCGUGUGCCCGCUGCAGCCAGAAGUGGCCCGAGGUGCUGCCAUCGCUCGGAGCCGCCAAAGUCCCCAAACCUGGAGCUCAUCCCAGCGAGGUGACCAUCCUGUCCAUUGGCAGGUUUCGGGUGUCCCGGAUCCCUGAGGUGAGGAGCGAGGCCGGGGGGGAGCCCCUCCGUGGUCCCCUCCCUGCUGGCAGCGGGAUGUGAGCCCGUGAUGGAACAGCACCAAGGGCCCCCACGAGCAGGCACCUGGCCUGGGGGCUGCCUCGGGGGUCAGUGACACCCACAAAGACCCCAUGGAGGGGGUGGAGGACACUGGGCAUUGUGUGAAAGCCAGUCCCGCUCAGAGCCGAAAAGUGCUGGAGGUGGCAGCUCAGCUUCUGCUCCUGCCACCAAGGUGUCCAAGAGCAGCACAGCAAAUCCAGCAUCUCACUGGGCUGGUGAGAAGGAUUCUCUGUCCCUGAGGCCUGAUGGUGGCCACGGCGUGGUGGCCUCAUAGAAGGUAACUCCAGGAGCUGCGAUGCCGGUGGUGGUGGCCACAGGAAUCAUCAUCUCUGGGAACCGUGAUGCCACAACACAGCCCCACUGGAAGCACGGAGGACACUGGAUGCCAUGUCAUGGUCACCCUCUGGGUCUGUUGAACUCUCCAGGACCAUCAUGAACUCCUGAUUUCCCUCCAUCACCUGGUGCCAGCGCUCAGCAUCGCAGGAUAAUGAAUCACUGGAUCACGAAGUGACUCCCCCCUUCCCAACAGCCCAGCUGGGGCAUGGAUUGCUCUGGGCAAAGCUGCUCUCCUGCACCCAUCCACCCACCCAUCCAUCCAAAGUCUCAGUUCAGGAGCACAUGGUGGUGAUGCUCACCAUGCAGAUGACACAUUUCACUUUCCAUAGGAAUUGCUUCUAUGGGAUCACGCUGGCUUGGCUGUGUUGGGAUCACUGCGAUAACCCACCCAAGGCUGGGUUGGAGACCAUCAGCCUCAACCAUCAACCCAAAAAAGGGUUUAUGGCUGGUCCCAUUCACCUCCCCAUGACAUCACUGUGCCAAAAAACCAACCACCAAACCCUCUCGGGCUCUUUUAUUUAUUUAUUUAAUUUUUUUGGAAACAUUUUAAUAGUUAUCGAAUGUUCUACAUCUUACAGUAAAUAUCGUACAGUUACAAACUCUUGGCUGAAAUCUGUCAGGGAGAUCACGACCUGAUCUUCAGAACCAAAACCAGAACAGAAAACAAACGGGAAAACAACCCCAAAUUUACACUUCAGAUGGACAAACUGAGGCUGUGGGGCUCUCCAGGGCAUCAGUCCAAGGCCAUGUUCCCUACACACCUGUGAGAUGUAGACUUGGAAGACGUGGUUACUCUUGGGUUUAAAUUUUCUUUUGUUGCUGUUCUUUCAGGGAAUUGUUUUUUUGGUAUUUGUUUUUAUUUAAGAGGUCCAAUAAUACUUAAAA
Messenger RNA from Motacilla alba alba, 2382 nucleotides. It is a transcript of the gene RELT, whose product is annotated as RELT TNF receptor. The coding region runs from base 16 to 1143 and encodes 375 amino acids. The record is from RefSeq and is a predicted model, not a curated record. NCBI's taxonomy places the organism in Eukaryota, Metazoa, Chordata, Aves, Passeriformes, Motacillidae. The transcript is spliced from 11 exons. Gene Ontology annotation, biological process: apoptotic process.